AGGGCGAAGGCGGCCGAGGAGCCGAGGGUGCCGGAGCCACGUUACUGCACACUCAUUCUCCGUCCUCCCGCCGGGCUCGCGGGUUACGAAUCGCUGAGCGCACACGCAGCCCUGGGCGCGAGGGUUUGUCUGAGGAAAUCUUUACCUCAGCGACCCGAUUCUCCUCACUAAAAAAUACACCGCGCUUGGCCCUGGGUUCUUUAUGAGGAGGGCAGUCAGAGGGAUACAGGCAAAUGUUCAAACGCAGAAUGGCCAAAGUUUUCUGGUUUUGGAUGAACAAAGAUUUGCAAAAGAAAUUCUCCCCAAAUAUUUCAAGCACAAUAACAUGGCAAGCUUUGUGAGGCAACUGAAUAUGUAUGGUUUCCGUAAAGUUGUACAUAUUGACUCCGGAAUUGUAAAGCAGGAAAGAGAUGGUCCUGUUGAAUUUCAGCACCCUUACUUCAAACAAGGCCAGGAUGACUUGUUGGAGAACAUUAAAAGGAAGGUUUCAUCUUCAAAACCAGAAGAAAACAAGAUUCGUCAGGAAGAUUUAACAAAAAUUAUAAGUAGUGCUCAGAAGGUUCAAAUAAAACAGGAAACUAUUGAGUCCAGGCUUUCUGAAUUAAAAAGUGAGAAUGAGUCCCUUUGGAAGGAGGUGUCAGAAUUACGAGCAAAACAUGCACAACAGCAACAAGUUAUUCGAAAGAUUGUCCAGUUUAUUGUUACGUUGGUUCAGAAUAACCAACUUGUGAGUUUAAAACGUAAAAGGCCUCUACUUCUAAAUACUAAUGGAGCCCAAAAGAAGAACCUGUUUCAGCAUAUCGUCAAAGAACCAGCUGAUAAUCACCAUCAUAAAGUUCCACAUAGUAGGACUGAAGGUUUAAAGCCAAGGGAGCGGAUUUCAGAUGACAUUAUUAUUUAUGAUGUAACUGAUGAUAAUGCAGAUGAAGAAAAUAUCCCUGUUAUUCCAGAAACUAAUGAGGAUGUUAUAUCUGAUCCCUCCAACUGUAGCCAGUACCCUGAUAUUGUCAUUGUUGAAGAUGACAAUGAAGAUGAGUAUGCACCUGUCAUUCAGAGUGGAGAUCAGAAUGAACCAGCUAGAGAAUCCCUAAGUUCAGGCAGUGAUGGCACCAGCCCUCUCAUGUCUAGUGCUGUCCAGCUAAAUGGCUCAUCUAGUCUGACCACAGAAGAUCCUGUGACCAUGAUGGAUUCCAUUUUAAAUGAUAACAUCAAUCUUUUAGGAAAGGUUGAGCUGUUGGAUUAUCUUGACAGUAUUGAUUGCAGCUUAGAGGACUUCCAAGCCAUGCUGUCAGGAAGACAGUUUAGCAUAGACCCAGAUCUCCUGGUUGAUCUUUUCACUAGUUCUGUGCAGAUGAAUCCCACAGAUUACAUCAAUAAUACAAAAUCUGAGAAUAAAGGAUUAGAAACUACCAAGAACAAUGUAGUUCAGCCAGUUUCAGAAGAGGGAAGAAAAUCUAAACCCAAAACAGAUAAGCAGCUUAUCCAGUACACUGCCUUUCCACUUCUUGCAUUCCUCGAUGGGAACCCUGCUUCUACUGUUGAACAGGGGAGUACAGCAUCAUCAGAAGUUAUGUCCUCUGUAGAUAAACCCAUAGAAGUUGAUGAGCUUCUGGAUAGCAGCCUAGAUCCAGAGCCAACCCAAAGUAAGCUUGUUCGCCUGGAGCCAUUGACUGAAGCCGAAGCUAGUGAAGCCACACUGUUUUAUUUAUGUGAACUUGCUCCUGCACCUCUGGAUAGUGAUAUGCCACUUUUAGAUAGUUAAAUCCCCAAGAAGUGGACUCUACAUGUAUAUAUUCAUCAAAAUGAUGAACUAUUUAUUUUAAAGUAUCAUUUGGUACUUUUUUUUGUAAAUUGCUUUGUUUUGUUUAAUCAGAUACUGUGGAAUCAAAAGCACCUUUUGCUUUUCUCACACACUCUUGCAAAGCUUUCAGAUGUUACUCAGCUACAUAGGUACACAAGAUUUAAUGCACAUUGUUGGUAUAUCUCUAAGUUGGAUUCAAAUGGCCAUUUUUCUCCAGUUAUAGUAAAUUGGAUUUCUUUUUUACAUAUAUACCCAUUAACCCCAGUUAAACUUUUUUGUUUGUUUUACUUGUUUGAUGCUGUCUGUUUGCAUUGAGUGUAAGUCACUAGAACUAAUGGUAGAACUCUUAAAGCUUUGUCUGUUCCAGUUACUUUUACUAAAUAUUUUUCACUUGGCUUAUUUUUAAAAACUGGGAACAUAAAGUGCCUGUAUCUUGUAAAACUUCAUUUGUCUCUCUUGUUCAGAGAAGUUCAUUCAUGUUCAACAGGAAAGGCAAAGUAUACUUGAGUGCUUGCUGUCAGAUAUGGCUCCAGCUUCAUAUACAUAGAAAGAAGGGAAUGGGAUGGCAUCAACCUGAUCCAUCUCAUUGGACUAGUUUUAAGUAAAAGUUUUCUGAUUUGUUUGUGUUUUUUUUGAACCAUACUAUUUAGUAAAAUAAAUAUAAUGAAUGUUGCGUA
Messenger RNA from Acinonyx jubatus (cheetah), 2478 nucleotides. RefSeq names its product heat shock transcription factor 2 (gene HSF2). NCBI's taxonomy places the organism in Eukaryota, Metazoa, Chordata, Mammalia, Carnivora, Felidae. Gene Ontology annotation, biological process: regulation of DNA-templated transcription. The coding region runs from base 203 to 1762 and encodes 519 amino acids. The transcript is spliced from 13 exons. Gene Ontology annotation, molecular function: sequence-specific DNA binding; DNA-binding transcription factor activity. The record is from RefSeq and is a predicted model, not a curated record.